Leptopilina boulardi is the source of this 1552-nucleotide messenger RNA. It is a transcript of the gene Ist1, whose product is annotated as IST1 homolog. Lineage: Eukaryota; Metazoa; Arthropoda; Insecta; Hymenoptera; Figitidae. Bases 141 to 1214 code for a protein of 357 amino acids. The record is from RefSeq and is a predicted model, not a curated record. The transcript has 5 exons. Gene Ontology annotation, biological process: protein transport.
AUACGAAUCAUUCUUCUCUCUAUAACUAAAUUUUUCCCUAAAAUUGUGAUUUUUUUUACAUUGUGAAUUUUAUACUUUCCCCUCCCCCCCCACAUUUUAUUAAGUGUUUUUCUUGACACAUCGAAAAGUAGACAAAAAAAAUGUUCGCAAGCGGACCAAAUUACACGAAAUUAAAGACAAAUUUGAGGUUAGCAAUUAAUAGAUUAAAAUUACUUGAAAAGAAAAAAACUGAAUUAGCACAAAAAGCAAGAAAAGAAAUUGCUGAUUAUAUAGCAGCGGGAAAAGUUGAGAGAGCAAGAAUUCGAGUUGAACAUAUUAUACGUGAAGAUUAUGUUGUUGAGGCAUUUGAAUUAAUGGAAAUGUAUUGCGAUUUAUUGUUGGCGAGAUUUGGCUUAAUUCAACAAAUGAAAAAUUUAGAUGAUGGCCUAGCGGAGGCAAUAUCGACAAUAAUUUGGGCAGCGCCACGAAUACAAACUGACAUACAAGAAAUGAAAGUAAUUGCCGAUAUUUUAACAACAAAAUAUGGUAAACAAUAUGCAGAUGCAUGUCGCGAGGAAGUGAUAAAAACAAUAUCGGAAAAAUUAAAACACAAAUUAAAUGUACAAUCACCGCCAAAGAUUUUAGUGGAAAAAUAUUUAAUUGAAAUUGCCAAUAAUUAUGACGUUGAAUAUGAACCCGAUCCACAAGUAAUGGCCGAAGGACAAGAUGCUUUACUCAUUGAUAUUGGCGCUGGUGGUGGUGGACAAAAUAAUUUAGACCUAGCAACUGGUGGUGGCGGUGGAUUACCUCAACCUGUGGGUUUUAUUGGCUUUCCACAGGCACCACUUUUACCCGGUGUUAAAUUAACAUCGCCUGGCGAUGCUCCAAUUGGAUUUUAUCCCCCGGGACCAUCAAAUUACAACGAAAAGGAUAAAAAUUCCCCCUUCAGUCCAACUUCAAUGUCUUAUAAUAUUCCACUGGACAAUGAUAAUUCAAAUAGACCUGACGAAGACUUGCCCCCUCCAUACGGAUCAUUUCCUCCCGAUUUAAAUAAACAAUCGGAUCAAAAACCGAAACCACAACCAAGAUCAAAAAUGCCAACGGGCAAUUUUAAUCUUCCCGAUUUGCCUCCAGUUCCUACGGGCAGUGAUACGCCAACAGGAACGGAAAACAAUGAGGACAUUGAUUUUGAUGAUUUAAUGAAACGUUUUGAAGAUUUAAAAAAGAAGAAGUAAAUUUUACGCGGAAAUUAUUUUUUUAAUUUUCCCUUUUUUUCUUAAUUAUCUAUGCGUAUUAUUUAAAAAAAAAAAAAACUUUGCUUCCGAAAUCCUUAUUUUUGUGAUUUCACACUAUUGUCGACUUUUUUAUUUUUAUUAGUCUAGACUAUAAAUAAAUAAAUAAAAAAAUAACAUUAAUUUAAAAGUGGAUGCUGUUAUAUGAAAAAUAUUUCACUUUCUUGGAGAAAGUUUAUAAAUAUAUUACGUUGAAUGCCUCAUCGCUUUUUGUAAAAAAGUAUUAAAUGUUAUUAAAUAUAUAUAUAUAUAAAAUAAUGUAUUUUUAUCUUGCACACUUU